CGUCUGCAGCCUCAUUACGUUGUGACGUGGAGUGUUUUCACUGCAGAGACCCAUAUUUGCUGCAACCUGUUAUUAUCAGUCUGGGAGACAGACACACUCACAGGCUUGGUAACAGGCAGACCGGCAGGCACCACAGUAUGAUGUGCCAAAGAAGCAUUUGGAGGAUUACACUUUCCACCUCACUUUCUCCUCUUCGUUGUUGAAGACCUACAAGGAUGAUGUAGUGGUGUUCUCUGCAAUCAAAGACAGACCCUCUAGCAUGAGCAUGAUGGACUGAAGGGUUCAGCACCAUCUCUACACUCGAUGAUGCUUCGGGGUCCUGUGCUGACUCUGAUUGCCUCCCUAUCCCUGUUAUUCCUGCCACAGCUGCUCAGUGCUCAGCCGCUGCAUGCACGAUGAGGCGUGGGACCAGCCUGCAGGGUCGGCACUCUAAGGGAUCAGGGUCAGAAUGUGGAAGUGGAGAUCCCAUCCUCAGAAGCAGCCCCCAAUUUCUGCACCGUCGCCACACCCACGAUCCACAGCGGCACGUCACCCGACCAUGGUUCUCUUCCACCGUAGACACACACACAGCCAACAGUCCCGCCCAUGGAUAUGCAGCCAGUGAUGUAUUGCUUUUGUCAGGAUACCAGUCCACAGAGGAGGCGGACAGAACUGACCAGCUAGAAGUGAAUGACUUGGGCCAGACACCCCUGGCCAUGCCGUGUGUGGCCGACUGUUCAGCCCUAGCAGGGGAGGACAACACGCCAGACCCCCAGCGCACCAAACAGGUGAUCGCCCAGCUCCAGCAGAAAAUCCUCAGGCUCACAGAGCACCUCAAGAUUGAGCAAACAGCCAGGGAUGACAACGUCGCAGAGUACCUCAAACUUGCCCACAGUGCUGACAGGCACCAAAUUACACGCAUCAAGCAGGUUUUUGAGAAAAAGAAUCAGAAAUCAGCCCAGAUCAUCCAGCAUCUACAGAUGAAAUUGGACCACUACCACAGGAAGUUGCGUCGAGUGGAGCAAAACGGAAUUCCCCGGCAGCCAAAGGAUGUACUUCGGGAUAUGCAGCAGGGUCUGAAGGAUGUCGGAGCCAAAGUCACAGACUUCAGUGAGGGUGUGGUGGACAGCGUGAAGGGAGGCCUCUCCAGCUUCUCUCAGGCCACCCAUUCUGCUGUCUCAAAACCCAGAGAGAUCGCCUCAAUGAUUCGCAACAAAUUUGGCAGCGCCGAUAACAUCGCCUCGCUCAAAGACUGUCUGGAUGACUCCUCCAUAGAUGAAGGAGUGAUAGGGGCCCAUCACCUUCAGUCCAGUCCCAAAUACGGUAGUGAGGAUGAUUGUUCUAGUGCUACAUCAGGUUCAGCCGGGGCCAACAGCACCACAGGGGCUCCCGGAGGUCCCCCCAGUUCCAGUUGUUACACCCUGGACAGGAACCACAGUUCUAGUCUGGACAUGUUUAUGCAGGAGGUGCAGGAGCUGAGGGACUGUCAAGCAAAACUGGAGGAGAGCAUCGAUGGCCUGAAGAGUCAUUAUGAGAGAGAGUACACCGUUGUUAUGCAAGCACUACAGGAGGAACGCUUCAGGUGUGAAUGUCUGGAGGAGCAGCUGAAUGAUCUCACAGAACUUCACCAAAAUGAGAUUCACAACCUGACACAGGAGCUGGCAAGCAUGGAGGAGAAGGUCGCCUAUCAGUCCUACGAGAAAGCAAGGGACAUGCAGGAGGCCUUGGAGGUGUGUCACACGCGGAUCUCUAAGGUGGAGCUCCAGCAGCAGCAGCAAGUCCAGUUGGAGGGGCUGGAAAUCGCCACGGCGAAGAGCCUCUUAGGAAAGCUUAUCAAUGUGCUGCUGGCCCUUAUGGCAGUCCUGCUGGUCUUUGUCUCUACCCUGGCCAACUGCAUGGUCCCUCUGAUGAAGACCCGAACCCUUUCCACGGUCAUCUUCAUUGUCCUGCUGGCUUUCUUGUGGGCAAACUGGGGGGUUUUCUCUGACUACACGGAUCUGACUCUGGUGUUCACCUCAGUAUGAACAGACAGAAACCUGCACAUGUUGCUUUGUUGAUGACAGAAUCUGCUAAAAGUAGCUGCAGUUGAGCAGGAUGGUUGGAGAACGAGAGCAGCCAAAGCUUCUAAAGUCACUGGAAGUUCGAGAUGAAGACAGAAAGCAGAUUUCCAUGUCGUCCGGAAUAGACCGUUUACAUUUGUUUUAUUUCUUUUUGAGCGGCUGUGAAUCAUCACCGAAUACAGCAUUGGAGGUUUUUUUUAUCUUUAAUCAAUUGUAAUGUUAUUACUAAUAUAUUUAUUCAGUGUGCCAUGUAGCAUUAUGCUCCUCUCAAAACUUCACAAAGGGGAGUUUGUCAAGAAACUAGGCUGCUGAUUACCUCAAAGGGCCAGUCUUGUUUUAGUGACAUGCAAACGUGUCGUUACGGUUGAUUGCCUUCGGGAUGAGAACUCUUACCCACCUGUGAUUCACCUGAACUCAUGGCUAAAAGCGUUCCUCCAAACCGUUCUUGCUGUGAUGAAUUUGUUCCGCCGGGACAUUUUGAAGAACAGAUCGUGCCUGCUGAAUGUCCUAACAACCACAGACCUUUUGUGCUUUCUUGCAAUUUCUAAUUGUUUAAGAUUAUAUGCUUUCACUUGUUUUUUCAAGUACAGCAAAAACAGUAUUAAAUAGGGCCACUUAGUAUAAACGAAAUUCCUGCACUUUAGAAGGAUCCUAAUGGCACAUACAUGGAGUCUGUACAUUGUGCAACAUGCCAAUACUAGUGCACAUUUUCAUUUAAGAACCUCACACAGAAAUGACUUGUACUUUUAGAACUAACUGCACAGGAAACUCUGAGUAAUAGUGGGACAGAUAUGUAUAAAAUAUCACUGCAAUUGUGAGAUUUAUGGUAAAAGCUUUAAAAUGUUUCACAGAUAGUGUUUGAUACAUAAGUCCAAAAAUAAAUAUAAUGGUAAGCUCUCUUUUUUUCUUUUUUAAUCAUUGGAACUGCAGCAUAAACAGAUUCAGCAUGCAAGAAAACAUACUGAAUCCAUUCCAACCACAAUUACAUUUAUU
Molecule: messenger RNA, 3032 nt
Organism: Thalassophryne amazonica
Lineage: Eukaryota; Metazoa; Chordata; Actinopteri; Batrachoidiformes; Batrachoididae
Gene: tmcc1a
Product: transmembrane and coiled-coil domain family 1a
Cellular component (GO): endomembrane system
Source: RefSeq, a predicted model, not a curated record